Messenger RNA from Elaeis guineensis (African oil palm), 2942 nucleotides. Lineage: Eukaryota; Viridiplantae; Streptophyta; Magnoliopsida; Arecales; Arecaceae. The record is from RefSeq and is a predicted model, not a curated record.
UUCGAGGCGUUUCGCCGUCUUAACGUCGUGGACGAAAUCUCCGCCGUCGAUUUCAUUCCGGACCUAAAUAUCUUCAGCCCACCUCCUUUUCUUUCUCAAAGAAACCCCUCCAUUUCUCCCUCUUCUUCCGUCUCUGUUCUCCUCUCUUUUGCGUUCGUGGAGACGAAGAAGAAGGGGAUUUGUUAGGGUUGAGGUUUGUCAAUGGAGAAUUCGGGGAAGGUGUUCGUGGGAUGGGAAGAGGUGGUGAUGUCGAAGGACAAGGGGCGGAGGUUGGUGCACUACUACCUCCGGGACGCCGCCGGUGGGAAGGAUCUUGCGGUGGUGGGCCGGGAGAAGAGCGCCCGUCACAUGUCCUACGCCGUCCCAGGCCGGUUCCUCCGGUCGCUUCUCGUGCUGCGGCCGAGAAACCCCCUCCUCGCCUCCUCGUCGUUCUCCUCGCCGUCUUCGUCCUUCGGCUGCUCGCCGUUGUCUUCCUCUGGGAUUUCCUUGAAGUGGCGGUCACGGAGGGAGGUCCUCGAUUGGCUUUCUUCCCUUGUGUCAGAUUCUGUAACUUAUGGAUAUUCUAUGGUGGAUAGAGUCUCAGAUGAUGAAGUGGCUGAACCUACAGAUGCCCCUACUUCCAAGGUAGGGAAAUUAUAUUGGUCUAUUUUCCUCAGUUUGUGUGAAUUAUCAUUAUAUUCUGAGGAUCUGAGUCUUUCUUCUGGUUGCUUGCCUUUGUCUAUUCAGGAUCUUUCAUCAGGGAAAAGAGGACAUCAUUCCAAAGAAUUUACAUGGUUAGGUUCUGCAUGGCAUUGCAAGAAAAGGCGCAAACAUUACCGAUCUUUCUGCCGGAAUGGAGUUAUAGUCUCUGUUCAUGACUUUGUCUAUGUCAUGACGGAAGAGAACAAGAGGCUUGUUGCAUAUGUGGAAGACCUGUAUGAGGACUUGAGAGCUAAUAACAUGGUUGUGGUACGAUGGUUUCAUGAAGUUGAUGAGGUUGGUAUUCUUUUGCCUCCCGAUGUUAAUGACAGAGAGAUUUUCUUUUCUCUUUGUCUUCAAGAUUUCAGUGUUGAAUGCAUUGAUGGAUUAGCAGCUGUCCUCAGUGCUCAGCAUUUUAAGAAGUUUCAGAAUGAGGCAACAUACAGCAAGUGGGAACCUUACCUGUGUCGCUGGCUGAUUGAUGGUGAUGAUGAUGUCAAGCCUUUCGACAUCACUCUGGUCCAGGGCUACUGGAAUCAGGAACUACUUCGGUCCAUGUUCACAUCUUCUUUGAAGUUGAGAUUGAAAAUAACUUGUGGUGGUUCUAAGUUAGAUGGUGAUGGAAAUGGCCACAUUCCCCGAAGCAGACUCAAAAAGAAACAAAGAUUGAGUAGUGGGGCUAUUGAUUUUGCUGGAACAGUAGCUAGGGAUAUGAACAAGAAAAAAAUUUUGGGUGCUAGCAAUAAAGUAGAAAGACAUAUAUCAAGCACCACUUCUGCUCCUGGUUCACUCAAAAAGGAGUUGUGUAAGCAACAAAUCCAGCAACAGAUGUCUCCAGGAUGCCAUGUUGAAGUACUGUCACAAGAUAGUGGAAUAAGGGGAUGUUGGUUCUGUUGCGAGAUUCUCAAAAGGCAUCAUGAUAAGGUGAAGGUCCGAUACCGAGAUGUUCAAGAUGCUGAUGGAAAUGGCAAUUUAGAGGAAUGGAUUCUGCUUUCAAGGGUUGCAGCACCAGACAAGUUGGGUAUACGGUUGUGUGGGAGGCCAAUGGUUCGUCCAAAUCGAUCAGAGAGAGGCAGGUUGUCGUGCAGCUUCGACAUCGGGGCUGUUGUUGAUUCAUGGUGGCAUGAUGGCUGGUGGGAGGGAAUUGUGAUUCGUAAAGAAUCUGAAGGGCAAAUCCAUGUGUAUUUCCCAGGAGAACAGCGAGUCUCUAUCUUUAGUCGGUGUGACUUGAGACCCUCACAGGAUUGGAUUAACAAUAAAUGGAAUCAUAUAGAAGACAGAAAAGAUAUUGUGAGCUCAUUGUUAUCUGAUGUGGAACAUGAGAAUGAUGCUGAAGGAAUACCAAUUCGAUCACCAGACACCACCAGCCUUUAUGAAACAGAGGCCCGGACUGAAAGCACUGAACCAGAGGGCAUUGUUGAAUCCAAGAACACACCUGAUGGAGACUCAUGGAUACUCAAAGCAGAUGUGCCAGACCUCGUCAAAGGAUGUCAUGUGGAUGGCUUGAAAUGGUGCUCAUCAAAGAAAAGGAAGAGGAGACGGUUGGCUUCUUAUGGUCCAGAUCAUAGUAAAAGACAGCGUGGAGUUGGCAGUAGCAGCAGCCAAGAGGAAGCAAAGCAGUCUAAUAAAACUUGUGGACUGUUCAUGCUGCCCAAAUCAUUAACAGUUGAUCAUGAUAACUGCAAGAUUGGAGGGGAUCCUCUGUUCAGUGCAUCUAUGACACACUCAAGCUUGGUCAUGUCCAGGUGAAGCUUCCCAUGGUUGUGGAGUUUGUCUUGAGAAUGCUGACAUUUUUUUUUUUUGGAAGAUUUCAGCGGCUAUGGUUCGGUUCGAUUUUCAUGCACCCCGUGCUAACCAUCCUCCAGAGGUCUCUCGGAGGAAAUUGGAGCCCUUGGAGCUUACACAUUCUUCAGGCAUUUGAUGCCAUCAAUAACCAUGGAACUGGUGUAUUAUGCUGUGUUUAUAUGUAGUCUAGAAUUUCCUACAUGGUUACACAUCAUAAGAGCCAUGUUGGGUUGAGCAGUCGGUGGAAUUUUGAGAGCCUUUUAGCGAGUCCUAACCAAAGUUUUCCUGACACUGUCAUUGCGGAUGAUACUUCAUUUCCAUCUGCUGCUUUCACUGUCUUGAUUUCUCUUUUAUUUAAUGUCUUAUGUCAACUACAAGAAUGGAUACACAUCCGAAUGUUUUCCUUGUCAUUUUUGUAUCUCAAUGUGUGAGAAUUGAAUUAAAGUUGAUGAAAAUUUGAAUCUUGGGGUUCUCUAGUC